Amaranthus tricolor (Joseph's coat) is the source of this 2591-nucleotide messenger RNA. Its product is annotated as KH domain-containing protein At4g18375-like. Gene Ontology annotation, cellular component: nucleus; cytoplasm. Bases 285 to 2255 code for a protein of 656 amino acids. The transcript is spliced from 8 exons. Lineage: Eukaryota; Viridiplantae; Streptophyta; Magnoliopsida; Caryophyllales; Amaranthaceae. The record is from RefSeq and is a predicted model, not a curated record. Gene Ontology annotation, molecular function: mRNA binding. Gene Ontology annotation, biological process: regulation of gene expression.
GCUACCAUAAAGCCCAAACAAUGUAAACCCACUAAGGAGAAGGUAGAGAAGCGGAACAACUUAAAAUAAAAAAAUAAAUAAAAGAAUUGAAAAUUCGGACAAACGUAAAAAAUAAGAACCCUAAUUUUUAAUCUCAUUUUUUUCAUCAAUUUCUUUGAAGAUGGAGAACUCUUACUAGAAUUAGUCACUUCACUUGGAGAUUUCGUUUCAAUUUUUUUUGUUCACCCUUUUCAUUCAUCAGUUUCAGGUUUCUAGCAAAAUAAAGCAGAGAUUUUACUAGAGAUAUGGAAGUGGAUACAAAAAGUUCACUUAAAGGACGUCAAGGUACCUCCUUUAAGAAAAAGGGGUUGAACAAGAAAGGAAAAUGGGGUAACUUUAGGAAGGAACAUUUAGAGAAUACUCAGAUUCCUAACCCUACUGAUACUGUUUAUCGGAUUCUUUGCCCGUCGUUAAAAAUUGGUAGUGUUAUUGGUAAAGGCGGUGGCAUAAUAAAAAAAUUGAGAGAAGAGACUAGGGCAAAAAUAACUGUUUUCGACUCGGUUCCAGGAUCAGAAGAGCGGGUGAUUAUGAUAUAUAGUCCCCCUGAAAAGAGCUCCAAAGAAGAGACUGAUCAGGCGAAUGAGAUUUCUAUGCCACCGCAUUGUCCCGCUCAAGAAGCUCUUUUGAGAGUUCAUGAAAGGAUUAUUGAGGAAGACUUGGUUGCUGGAAGGGAAAAUGGCGAAGAUAAAACCUGCACUGUUACUGUUCGUCUUCUUGUUCCGAAUAAUAUGGUAGGAUGUCUUAUUGGUAAAGGUGGAGAUGUUAUUCAAAAACUGAGGACUGAUAUUGGUGUCGGCAUACGUGUGUUUCCCCCCGAGCAUCUUCCGUCAUGUGCUCUGCAUACUGAUGAACUUGUGCAGAUGCAAGGAAAUCCGGAUAUUCUGAAGAGAGCUCUUUAUGAAGUUUCAACUUUGCUGCAUCAGAAUCCACGCAAGGAGAAAGCUUUGAAUGUUGCCUUGCACUCUCGCGGCCCAGGUUUUUAUACAGCAGGGCCGCCUCCAAUGAACAUGCCUCCAUUUCGUGGAGGGGACCCCAUGUGGUCUCAACGAGAUGCUUCUCGACACAUGCCGCCGCCACCAUGGAUGGAGGACUAUCCUCGCUUUCGUAGUUUUGAUCAAGGAGCUUCUGAUGAUGAUCUGAUGAGGUCUGGUGUUGAAUAUUCAGGUGAAUUUUCCAUAAAGAUUUUAUGUUCAGUCAGUAAGAUUGGGGGAGUGAUUGGCAAAGGAGGCAUCAAUGUAAGACAGUUACAGCAAGACACUGGUAGUAGUAUCCAUGUUGAAGAUGCAUCUUCCGAGUCAGAAGAGCGCAUAAUACGUAUUUCCGCUUUUGAGACUUUACAAACCCAAAGAUCACAUGCCAUUGAUGCAGUUCUUCUUCUUCAAAACAAAGUAAGCGAUGUUUCUGAGAAGGGUAUAGUUACUACGAGAUUGCUGGUUCCUUCUAAUAAGGUUGGCUGCCUUCUUGGUCAAGGAGGUACAAUUAUCAAUGAAAUGAGAAGGAGAACACAGGCAGACAUACGUGUUUGUUCUAAGGAUGAAAAGCCCGAGUGUGCUUCAGAAGAUGAAGAGCUUGUGCAGAUUUCAGGAAGUUUUGCAGUAGCCAAAGAUGCUUUGGCUGAAAUUGCAUCCAGGCUGCGGGUAAGAUGCUUGAGGGAUUCUGGUACUGCAACAGAACCAGCUCCACCUCCUUCAAGACCUGUCCAAGGAUAUGGCACCCCUGGAGGUUUUCAUCGGGGAGGACCCCGAGCACCUGGUCCAGUGGGAAUGGGCUUCUCUGGCAGUUACAAUUCUGUCGAGGGCGGCGUGCACGACCACAAGCCUCCUAGUUACACUGGCCAACCAAGUGCAUCUAGGGCUCCAAAUCUUAAUAGUUCUGCUGAGGUUCACUACCCUAGUAGUGGGAUAGGAUCUGCUCCUUGGGGAGGGAGCUACUAUGCCCAUACGUCUGAGGCUCCUGCAAUGGUAAUGAAACAUCACGAUCCAUACCUUACUGGCUCGGACACAAUGGGCCAUAUUCGUGGUGGUUCUGAUCGUUAUCCUGCAGCACAAGCUAGUUACAAUACUUAUAGCGGGCCAAACAAUCCUCAUCCGGGAUCCUAUCCAGAUCCAACAGGACAAGGCUCUUAUUACAACAUACCUCCUCAACAAACUGCUUAUCAAAGUUCGUAUCAGAACCAUAAUGAAAUUCGUCAUCAACAGCAGAAUAAUGCACCAUAGUCCCUACAAAAACGCGCUUAUCAGCAGAGUGGCGGUUAUCAGAAUGUUGCAGCCCAUGGUUCGUACCAAUACUAACCUAUAUAUCUGAGCAUUUUUGUACGCUAUAGUUUAAUUAGCUUGGCAAUACAAUCUAUGGCGAGGUAGCAAUGCAGCCACGGUCAUCAUUUUGAGGCGAUUUUUUACUUUUAAAUACCCUCAUGUAAUUUCACCUUUUAAUCUUUCCUGCGUCUGUUUUGCUGUAUUGAGUAUCGUAAUCAUGCUUGUCUGCCCAAGCGAAACUGUAUGCAUAUUGUAUUUUUCAAUAUCCCAACAUUUAUGAUGUGCAUGUUUUACGUA